Messenger RNA from Eimeria mitis, 1008 nucleotides. RefSeq names its product eukaryotic translation initiation factor 3 subunit 11, putative. The transcript is spliced from 6 exons. The coding region runs from base 1 to 1008 and encodes 335 amino acids. The record is from RefSeq and is a predicted model, not a curated record. NCBI's taxonomy places the organism in Eukaryota, Apicomplexa, Conoidasida, Eucoccidiorida, Eimeriidae.
AUGCUCAUGUUACAGCAGCACCAGCAGCAGCAGCAGCAGCAGCAGCAGCAGAAACAGCAACAGCAGCAGCAACAGCGAUCGUUCGUUACAUCUUUGAUUCUCUGUCUCGAUGGUGCGUGGGCUAUGCUGCGGGAGCCAGAUAUGGUGGAUGUGCUGCAUACACCCGGUGUUGUGGAUGCAUUGCGGCGGUAUGUAUGUGAGGUGUUGCAGCAAACGUUUUCAACUAUAUCUUUGUAUGAUUUUUGUCAGUUACUGAAUCUAAACAACAACAACAGCAGCAGCAGCAGCAGCAGCAGCAGCAGCAGCAACAGCAGCAGCAGCAGCAGCAGCAGCAGUACUGCUGCUGCAGCAGAUGAAAAAGUAGAGAAACUUAUAAAAGCAAGAGGAUGGACUAUAGAAGACAGCAGCAACGGCAGCAGCAAAGUUGCAGAGCUGUACUUCUCGCCUCAAGCAGCAGCAGCAGCAGCAGCAGCGACACUAGCAGCAGCAGCAGCGACACUAGCAGCAGCAGCAGCAGCAACAGCAGCAGCAAAUCAUAACGGCAGAGCUGUACUUCUCGCCUCAAGACAGCCCGAGGGCUUCUACUGUCGUCUGCAGGCAGAGCUGUACUUCUCGCCUCAAGCAGCUGCAGCACAACGCCCAGCAGCAGCAGCAGCAGCAGCAAAUUCCAUCCGCAGCAGCAGCAGCAGCAGCAGCAGCAGUGGCAGCAGCAGCAGCAUCACCAAAACAAUCAGUAACCUCUAUGUCAGCAGCAACAAUAGCAGCAGCAGCCACAGCAUCGCAGCAGCAUACAAGCAGCAGCAGCAGCAGCAACAAGCAGCAGAAACACCAGCAGCAACAGCAGCAGCAACAGCAGCAGCAACAGCAGCAACCCACGCAUCAUCACAGGAGACAAGAGAAACAAGCUUCGGCAGCAGCAGCAGCAAAUGCGCCUUCCCCCCUGCAGCAAAACAGCAGCAGCAGCAGCAGCAGCAGCAGCAGCAGCAGCAGCAAAUCCCUUCGUUUUAA